AAUUCUGAAGGUAUGGUAUAUGUCACCCUCCUCUUAAAUUUUUUUUUAGUUUAUUAAUAAAAUUUAACAAGAUAGUAGUUGGUGAUGUCAAAAUUUCCAGCAUUAAAAAGAAAGAAAGAAAGAACACCAAUAGAACAAAAGAAAUAUAGAACCCUGCCUGUUGCACCCAAUGGUCCCCUUGUUUCGACGCCCUUGACAUCUGGUUCCUUUUGUUAGCCAUUCUUCUCAAGUGAAGAAAAGAAGACGAUGAUGAGGGCCUGGAAAUGCACUUCUUCUUCUUCUUCUGCUCUGCAAUUGCGUCUCCUUCUACUUGGUAACUCCUUCUCUCUGUCUCCUCCUAUUUUCGUUUCUUCUUUCCAAUACCCAUUUUUCUCUACCUCUUCCCCCCGUUUCAACAAAUGCAAGUAUGUGUUUCACAAAAUUGAUGAUGCCUUGGAUUUGUUCAAUCAUAUGCUUCGUACCCAUCCCCGCCCUUGUAUUGUUGAAUUUACUCAAGUACUUGGUGCGAUUGUUAGAAUGAAGCAUUAUGAAACUGCUGUUUCUCUGUCGAGACAAAUGGAUUUUUUUGGAAUCAGACAUGAUGUUUAUACUUUCAACAUUUUGCUUAAUUGUUUUUCCCGCUUGCAUCGUACGGAUUUUGGGUUUUCGCUUUUAGGAAAAAUGUUGAAACUGGGUAUUCAACCCAAUAUUAUCACAUUUACCACCCUGGUCAAUGGCUUGUGUUUUGAAGGUAAAAUAGCUCAAGCAGUGAUGUUGUUUGAUGAGAUUGUGAGGAAUGGUUACCAACCUAAUUUGAUUACUCAUAAUACCAUAAUAAAUGGUCUUUGUAAAGUAGGCUACACUACUGGGGCUAUUAGAUUGUUAAGGAACAUGGAACGAAGUGGCUGUCUACCUGACAUUGUGACAUACAACACAAUAAUUGACAGUCUUUGUAAGGACAAGCUUGUAGCUGAGGCUUUAAACCUUUUGUCUGAAAUGACAGGUAAAGGCAUUUUGUCAGAUGUUGUGACUUAUAGUUGUUUAAUUCAUGCUAUGUGUAAUUUAGGCCAAUGGAAGGAAGUUAUGAGAUUAUUGACAGAAAUGGUUGCUAACAAUUGCAAACUAGAUGUUGUCUCUUAUAGUAUAUUGGUUGAUGCAUUUUGUAAAGAAGGGAGGGUUUCAGAGGCUCGUGAUAUUGUCGAGGUAAUGAUUCAACAGGGUGUUGAUCUUGAUACUAUUACAUAUACUACAUUGAUGGAUGGAUAUUCUCUGCAAGGCAAAAUGGAUGAGGCUAGAAAGGUUCUUAAUUUGAUGAUUACUAAGGGUUGUGUACCUAAUGUUUGUAGUUACAACAUCAUGGUCAAUGGAUUUUGUAAAUUGCAAAAGAUUGAUGAGGCCAAGGAACUCUUUGAUGAAAUGUCUCGAAAUGGAGUAGUUCCUAGCACUGUUACUUACACUGCUCUUAUAAACGGCAUGUGCCAAGUAGGGAGACUUGGGGCAGCACGGGAACUUUACAAAGAAAUGAGUGCUCGCGGCCGCGUUCCAAACACGGUGACUUACUCUACUUUGUUGCAUGGCUUAUGCAAGCACGGUCAUGUUCAUGAGGCAGUGGAACUUUUUCAUGUUAUGCAGAGCAAUGGGAUAGAAGCUAAUAUUGUCCACUAUAGUAUCUUAAUUGAUGGCUUAUGUCAAGUUGGGCAACUCAAUGUUGCAAGGAAAUUAUUUUGUGCACUGCCCGUCAAAGGGUUACACCCUAAUGUUUACACUUUCAAUAUCAUGAUCAAAGGACUUUGUAAAGAAGGGUUACCAAAUGAAGCAUAUGAUUUGUUCAGGAAAAUGGAACUGAAUGGUUGCUCGCUAGAUAGUUGUUCUUACAACACAAUGAUCAAAGGAUUUUUCCAAAACAACGAGGUGUCCAGAGCAGUGCAAAUUUUACAUGAGAUGGUUGGUAAAGGAUUUUCUGCAGAUUCUUCGACAGCAACAAUGGUAGUGGAUCUAUUGUGUAGAAAUGGAGGAGAUCAAUCUAUUCUUGAGCUGCUUCCUAGAAACUCUGAAGAUAGAUCAAAACGUCAACAUGAUAUGACUUGUUAUCCAUCAAACAAAAAUUCUACUCUAAAAGCUUUUCUAUGCUGCAAAGAAUUCUUGUAGCCAUAAUUAAGUUCUCCUGAAAUCACUUUUCUUGAAAUUGAGGAAGAAGGCAAUGUUUGUCACCUCUAUUUGUUUUGGUACUGCUGCUAGGUUGUGGUGGGUGGUAAGCAAUUUUCAUCUGCAGAAAAUAUAAAGAGGGGCCUUAUUCCUAAUACCAUUUGUUUCAUGCUCUUUACCCUACUUGACAUAUCGGGAACAAUGGUAGAUUCAUAAGAGCUUGUUUCCAAUAUCAAUUGGUUCAUAUGAGGUCAUUGUAAAUUUACCAAUUUCUCAGCUUU
This is a messenger RNA of Theobroma cacao (cacao), 2405 nucleotides long. RefSeq lists its product as uncharacterized. NCBI's taxonomy places the organism in Eukaryota, Viridiplantae, Streptophyta, Magnoliopsida, Malvales, Malvaceae. The record is from RefSeq and is a predicted model, not a curated record. Gene Ontology annotation, molecular function: protein binding.